AUGAAGAAGAUCGAGAGAGGUCUCUUCAGCCUCGCCCGCCUCCUUCAGCUGGGCUUCGGCGAGGCUGGGGCCAGCGUCAUCUCCCGCAGCCUCGCCACCGGCGCCAUGACGGCGCUGGCGACCAACCGCCCUGGCUCGAUCGUCAACGCCUUCUUCGGCUUCUGCGACAUCCGGAACUUUACCUUCCUCACGGAGCAACUGCAGGCAGAUGUCGUCAAGCUGGUCAACAGCGUCGCCAGGUUGCUGCAUGACUGUGUGAUACGAUCCCACGGCGACCCCAACAAGAACAUCGGGGAUGCGUUCCUGGGAGAUCGCUGUCGGCGAUGGCGUCCUUACGUCGAGUGCAUCCUAGAGAUGUCGAGAGACGAGCGGCUGAGUCAGCACAUCAACUUGGAGGCUGCGCAGGAGGUUCUUAAGGACGGGCAUAUGAGGAUGGGAUUCGGUCUGCACUUCGGCUGGGCUGUUGAAUGUGUAAUUGGCUCCAAACACAAGGUCGACGUCUCCUAUCUCAGCCCGCACGUCAACAUGUCCUCUCGCCUCGAGGCAGCCACCAAGCAGUACGGCGUCUCCAUCCUCAUGUCCGGCGACGUCGUCGGCCUCCUCUCCUGGGACAUCAAGAGGCUCUGCCGCCUCAUCGACCGGGUCACUGUCAAGGGCAGCUCCUCUCCCAUCGACCUCUACACCUUCGACGAGCCCUCGAUGCAGAGCAGGGGAGGCACAGUUCCCGACGACAUCGACUUUUCCUCCCUCCAGUCCAGCAGAGCCUUCUUUGAAGUAGCUGCUCCCAGCACAGACGCUGAGUUCCGUCGCGACUUCUCCCGCGCCAUCUCCGUCUACCUCGGAGGGCCUGACGGGUCCAAGGCCAACUGGGAAUGCGCCAUGCAGAGGCUCCGGGACUGCCUGAGGAAGCGGCCGGGCGACGGGCCAACCCUGGCGAUCCUGCAGUACAUGGAGGAGGAGAUGGCGAAGCCGGAGGAGAGCCGCGUGAGGUGGAUGGGGUACCGCAUGCUUGAGCACAAGUAGCCGCUGGGCCGCUGCGGAGUGACGGUAGGCCGGCCCGCCACUGUGAUCACUGGUGCACACUGGGCUCCCGGGAGUCC
Messenger RNA from Guillardia theta CCMP2712, 1100 nucleotides. RefSeq lists its product as hypothetical. The record is from RefSeq and is a predicted model, not a curated record. Gene Ontology annotation, biological process: cyclic nucleotide biosynthetic process; intracellular signal transduction. The transcript has 4 exons. The coding region runs from base 1 to 1023 and encodes 340 amino acids. NCBI's taxonomy places the organism in Eukaryota, Cryptophyceae, Pyrenomonadales, Geminigeraceae.